UCUAGCGCCACGCAGAAGACCUUGUUCUCGCCCGCGGGCCACAGUCGACCCAUCAGAGAAGGCAGGCAGCAGUUGGAAACUUUCUCCAUCGCUCGUCAGCACCAUGGACAGCCCGGGGUUCGACAACUUGGACGCCGUCGGAUUCCUGCAGAUUUGGCAACGAUUUGAUGCUGAUGAUAAUGGAUACAUUGAAGGCAAAGAAUUGGAUGAUUUUUUCCUCCACCUCAUGAAGAAGCUUGGUACUGAGGGCAGCGACCUGAGUGUUGGAAAGGUCCAGAAAAUGAAAGAGCGAUUUAUGUCUGCAUAUGAUGUCACUGCUGAUGGGAAGCUGCAGAUCCAGGAGUUGGCAAACAUGAUCCUACCAGAGGAUGAAAACUUCCUUCUGCUAUUCCGACGUGAAACCCCGUUGGACAAUAGUGUGGACUUCAUGCGGAUCUGGCGUAAAUAUGAUGCAGACAGCAGUGGAUACAUUUCAGCCUCUGAACUUCGGAACUUCCUGAGAGAUUUGUUCCUUCGACACAAGAAAAUUAUUUCAGAUGACAAGCUGGAUGAGUACACUGACACAAUGAUGAAAAUUUUUGAUAAAAACAAAGAUGGCCGACUGGACUUGAACGACUUGGCAAGGAUCUUAUCACUGGAUGAAAAUUUCCUUUUACAGUUCAAAAUGGAUGCUUGUAGUCUGGAAGAAAGACGAAGAGACUUUGAGAAGAUUUUCUCUCAUUAUGAUGUGAGUAAAACAGGAGCUCUGGAGGGUCCUGAGGUGGAUGGAUUUGUUAAGGAUAUGAUGGAACUGGUGAAGUCGAGUAUCACUGGAGUUGACCUUGACAAGUUCCGUGAAAUUCUGUUACGCCACUGUGAUGUAAACCAGGAUGGGAAAAUCCAGAAGUCUGAGCUUGCCCUGUGCCUUGGACUGAAAAUUAACCAAUAAAUCAACCAUGCAAUGAGUUAUUCUACACUGUUACCACACAUUAUAAUCUGAUCUUUUCUCUCAUACAUUUAAUAACACACUUACAUUUGCAGACAAACCCAGGCUCUGUGAAUCAUCGCAGUGGUCCAUGUUUGGAAAGGACAGGGGAGGUGAAUCUAAUAUACCCAAUCAAUUCAGCACUCGAAUUGAAAAGCUAGAAUGCUUUUGAAUAUGCAUGCCAAGGUACAAUGUUUUCAUUGUCAUUAAUAUAAACUGAAACAGUGCAGACAUUAUAAUGGCAACAUAGGUUUGCACCUUCAUCACUGAUGUAAGGCACUGUCCAUACAUUUUGACAAUGGUCACAUGCUUUAUAAUUCAACUGCAUCAAUACUUGCCUGAUGUGAAUAAAAAUUGAAGUGUAUAUUCCUGGUGCUCUGCUUCAAAAAAAGGGAACUAUUUGGAAUUAUUACAUGUAUUUUAAGAAAAAGACAACAGACAUAAGGUUUAGGUCACAUUUUCCCAUCGUGCCUUUCAGGACAUAAUCCUGUUGCUACAAAAGCAAUAUGCACCCAGUAGUAAAUUAUUUAAGACCCAUUUGAUGAGCUACCAGUAAAGCCUGUAUUUGUAAUCAGUUGGCAUACCUCUGUUAUCUGUUUAAUUCUCACUUAAUCACCCCUUAGCACUUCUGGCACAGUAUCGCAAAAGAGUUAACUUCAGAAAUAAUAUUUGCUUUUUGCCAAGUAUCAAAUGACUAUUGUAUCCUUUGCAUGUCACACUGCUGUGUUUGUUUUGAAUGUUCAGCCACAGAUAUCUGCUGUGAAGUCUGUAGCCCUGGGUACUAGUC
Molecule: messenger RNA, 1751 nt
Organism: Pristis pectinata (smalltooth sawfish)
Lineage: Eukaryota; Metazoa; Chordata; Chondrichthyes; Rhinopristiformes; Pristidae
Gene: scgn
Product: secretagogin, EF-hand calcium binding protein
Exons: 11
Coding region: 104-928 (274 amino acids)
Biological process (GO): regulation of presynaptic cytosolic calcium ion concentration; regulation of long-term synaptic potentiation
Cellular component (GO): cytosol; synapse; nucleus
Molecular function (GO): calcium ion binding
Source: RefSeq, a predicted model, not a curated record